Messenger RNA from Penicillium coprophilum, 249 nucleotides. RefSeq lists its product as uncharacterized. Bases 1 to 249 code for a protein of 82 amino acids. NCBI's taxonomy places the organism in Eukaryota, Fungi, Ascomycota, Eurotiomycetes, Eurotiales, Aspergillaceae. The record is from RefSeq and is a predicted model, not a curated record. The transcript is spliced from 2 exons.
AUGUCUCCUGGGGCAAAUGCCGGAAACAUAGACUUGGUAGUGACUAUCAUCACCGGGUACGGUGUACCUGCCCAAAGUGAAAGGGCCUUCCAAGUCAUGAAACAGGUGCCAAUAACCUGCGAUACGGCGAGUAUAUCAUUCAAGGCGGAUCGCAUGACUGUGUGUGCGCUCUUCGGAACUGCCCGAAAUUUGACCUCCUAUACUCCGGAGGAUGAAUCCGCUGGAAUCAUUUGGACCUUUGGGAGUUAG